AUGGCUAGGGUAUUGGGACAACAUUGCCUUGAAUUUGAGCCAGAGAGAAGGAUUAAUGAGAAAGGAGAGCUUAACUAUGAAAUCGACCAAGUUCUUUACCUCCAAGUAGGACAUAGGAUUUGUCCAAGAAAGGAGAUGGCCUUUAGUGUGAUGAAUGCUGUUGCUGCAACUAUUGUUUAUAACUACCAUGUUCAAGUUGUGGAAACCCGCCCUGUGAUCCUUAAAGUUAGUAUAAUUCUCGAAAUGAAACAUGUUUCGAGGGCUAGGAUUAACAGUACAUGGCUUGAGCUAUAA
Molecule: messenger RNA, 294 nt
Organism: Dovyalis caffra
Lineage: Eukaryota; Viridiplantae; Streptophyta; Magnoliopsida; Malpighiales; Salicaceae
Source: the annotation of a GenBank genome assembly